Molecule: messenger RNA, 1737 nt
Organism: Moneuplotes crassus
Lineage: Eukaryota; Ciliophora; Spirotrichea; Euplotida; Euplotidae
Source: the annotation of a GenBank genome assembly
GUCCAAAUGGAACACAGCACUAGAGCAUCAGUUAAGAAGAUAAAGAAGGAAAGCUCUGAGCAGACACUUGUUAGAGAGUGUUUAAAGCAUUCAGAUGAAAAACCAGAAUUUAACGUGAAGGAAGCUAUCUACAACGAUAUAUACUCUGGCUCAAAGAAGACCUCAAAAUCAAUGAUGCAGAUUUUGAGAGAGAAUAAUGACCCUGAGACUUUAAAAAGAGAGAUAGAUUUGCUUAAUAAUUUUAAUUUUCCUAAGGAAGUCAGGGUGUCUUCCAAUAUACUUGAGAUGCAUCCACAGAUCUUGAAGGACAAGUUAAGGAUAAGCAAGGUUAUUCACAAGCAUUUUGAUCCAUCACUUUAUGAACGUGAAAAUAUUAAGGCAAUAAAACAGAUUAUGAAACUUGAUCGUUCAGAGACCCUUGACAACCCUGAAAGCUUAUACAAACCUUAUGCUAAGGAAGAGAAAGGUAUCAGAGCUCUACUUGAGAAGCGACGCAAGAUCAAGAAAAGGAAUACGAAUAAAAGUUUUGAUUCCAAGAGAGAUCUUCCUCUUGGCAAGGUCAUUCUUAACGAUUUUAAAACCUUGCUCGACAAAGAUGAUAAUCUUGAAAAUAAUCGGUCUUAUUUAGAUCGAAAGAAUAAAGUCGUUGAUAUUAUGGAUGAUUAUUACUCGCGCCAUAUACAUAAAGGACUUCAUAAACCAGAACAUUUGUUCAUGUUCAAGGCAAAGCCUAUGAUACCUCCAGGAAGGAUCCUACUUGAGAUAGAGAGAAGGAAAGACAGAACAAAAGACAGAGGACCUAAGAUCAAGGUCGGUGAAUCUGAGGUUUCACUAUUGUCACCGAUCAAAGGAGGUCGCGAUCAGUUCACCUUUGAAGAUUUUAAUGGAAGUCAUAUUUUACCAAAUGAUCCUUCCAAAGAUACUGGUGAAUUUAAAGUAAUUAAAAUGAGGAAUAAUAGUGUCUCUUUUAUAAAAACUAGACCUAAGAAAAGUAAUGAAGAUAUUACUGAGGUCAUGAAUAAAAGUCCUAAAAUAUCUCAUUUACAGAAAUCAAUGGAGGUGCUGAAGAAUCCUGACAAUGAGAAAGAUCACAGUCCUAAGAAGAUAAUUGAUUCUGAAUAUAUUCCAAAGCUUCCAAAUAUAAAAAGGAAAAUAAAAUACCAAACUCCUAAGAAAAAGCGUCCAGAGAGAGCAGUGAAACUCAACUCCAUAAACACAUCUUCAAUUAACCCAAAAUUGCCGCCUAAAAUUCAAAUUCCUCUCCCAAAACCACCUCACUGUUCAUCUAAAUCUAAAACAGAGCUGAAUCUUCAAAAUCCUCAGCUUCAACUCUGUAAAAAGCUCUCAGAUCUUGCUAAAAAUAACAAAUAAAUUCACAAAUAAAAGUUAUUCGAAAAAGAUGGAUUCUAUCUCAACGUCCAUUGAUAAACUUAAAGGGGCCAUUGAGACCUACGAAGAGCACUUGAAUGCAAAUGUGUUUAACAAGAACAUCACUUUAGAAGAGAUCAAGGAGGAUAAUGAGCUAGCUCGGGUGAGAAAUAUAGAUAAUUUCUUAAACCCCAGGUCUAUCCAUAAAUUUAAGAAUGAGAAUUUCUUGAAUUCUCUCUAUUUGAGCCACAUGCAGAGUAAAUCUCUGUGGAAGCCAGAUAAGUUCAAGCUAGCAGACCGACUGAUUUAUAACAUCCAGCAGAAUCAAUAGACAUUUUAGUGAGGAUUUUAUAACAUUUUGACAAUUUG